UGCUGCCCCACAAUGCUUAGCUCCUUCCGUCUCCGCGCAGCGCUCGUGCGGACUUCCUGUAGCGAUGGCUGCGGCGGUGGCGGGGAGACUCCGAGGAGGUCUCCCGCCCCGGGCGGCGUGGCUGCCCGCCCUCCAGACUGUGCGCCAUGGCUCCAAGGCUGUGACCCGCCACCGUCGCGUCAUGCACUUUGAGCGGCAGAAGCUAAUGGCUCUAACUGAGUAUAUUCCUCCUAAGCCUGCUGUCAACCCUCGAUGCCUACCACCUCCUCCCAAACCCCCCAAGGAGGAGUCAGGACUUAUCCAGCUCCUGCGUCGGGAUAUAGCAGCAGUUUUUCGAGAUAACCGAAUGAUAGCUGUCUGCCAGAACGUGGCCAUGAGUGCAGAGGACAAGCUUCUCCUGCGGCACCAGUUGCGGAAACACAAGAUCUUGAUAAAAGUCUUCCCCAACCAGGUCCUGAAGCCUUUUCUAGAAGAUUCAAAAUACCGAAACCUGCUACCCCUUUUUAUUGGGCACAAUCUGCUACUGGUCAGUGAAGAGCCCAAGGUCAAGGAAAUGGUUCGGAUCUUAAAGACUAUUCCUUUCCUGCCACUGCUGGGUGGCUGCAUUGAUGACACCAUUCUCAGCAGGCAGGGCUUCGUAGACUAUGCCAAGCUGCCCAGCCUGGACCUGCUGCAAGGGGAGCUGGUAGGAGGGCUUACUCGCCUCAUGGCCCAGACCCGCUACCUGCUUCAGCACCAGCCUUCCCAGCUGACUUCCCUGCUGGAUCAGUACGUCAGACAGCAGCAGCAGGAGGAGAAGUCUGCCACAUCAGCCACUGGAGAGCCCCAUCCUCCUGACCCUGCUCCAGAUUCCUAGCCCACCUGUUUUACCCAGCUCUGCCCAGAAUACACUCUGUCCCUGUUGUCUGGCCAAGAUCUAAAAGAAUGUGGAGUGUGGGAGUGGCAUGUGUCACUUGGCUCUCAUUCACAAUGACCUCCUUGGGGACAGGCCUCUUGAAGAUACAGAGAAAUUCCAUUUCAGAAUGAGGCUGUCCAUUGUCUUCAGUUUCACUAGUCACUCUGUCUUUAGCUGUCCCAACCAGGGACCUGAUAGGAACAGUCUCCUUCGGCUCUCCAGGCACAAAGCAGAGAGAAUGGAGAAUAUCUUGCCCGGCCUUCUUGUCCACUGCCCCUUGCUCUGUGUCUUCCCAGCCACCCUCUCAGCUCCUCUGCAUGCUGUGGUGACCUUGUGCCAAGCACUAUACCAAACACAAAUGCCAGCUCCUUUAUUCCUUACUGUUCAGGAAAGGGCAGAGUUUGAAGUCCUGCACAAGGCCUUGAACUUGAUUCUCUGAAGCCUCAAAUUGCCAUAGUAGAACUUUAUAAAGUUACCCAGGAGUGGGUCCUGAGUGGGCUCAGAGGUUAGUGGUCCACCCUAGGGUGUGCUGGGUUGCGGAAGGAAUGGGAAAACUUAUUCAUUAUAAAAAUAAAAUACACUUUAUG
Peromyscus eremicus (cactus mouse) is the source of this 1482-nucleotide messenger RNA. It is a transcript of the gene Mrpl10, whose product is annotated as mitochondrial ribosomal protein L10. The record is from RefSeq and is a predicted model, not a curated record. NCBI's taxonomy places the organism in Eukaryota, Metazoa, Chordata, Mammalia, Rodentia, Cricetidae. Gene Ontology annotation, biological process: translation. The transcript is spliced from 5 exons. Gene Ontology annotation, molecular function: structural constituent of ribosome. The coding region runs from base 65 to 856 and encodes 263 amino acids. Gene Ontology annotation, cellular component: mitochondrial large ribosomal subunit.